CGCGCAGCAACACCACCCCACCACCAUCGUUGCUGGAGCUCUGUUGGCAGCAUUUAUCGCGACGCGACAACUACUGCAGGCUUUGACCAGGGGACAAAGAAUCUCUCCCACAUUCCAUUCACAACCUAGCCUUUACACGUCUGUUCGGAAUGGCGGACGUUGAGCAACCGAGCGAGCCGCAAGGCCGCAUCGUCACAUACUGCGGAGUUUGCACUCUGCCCCCAGAGUACUGCGAGUAUGGCGGCACAGUUAGGAAGUGCCAGGAAUGGUUGCAGACAACACACAGUGACCUCUACGCCCAAAUAUGGUCUGCCGGUACGAUCCUCCUUCUCCCCAAGCCUGCCCGACGGUUCCCAACCUCCCUCCUUCCCAAAUACAAGAGCUUCCGGCAAUCUUGGACAGAUAAAACGAACCACAGUCCCUCGGCUAACCCGGAUCUUGCUUCUCUCUCCUUGCGACAAACAGAAGCAUUAGAAGCAGCCACCGCCUCUCUCUCCGUCGAGGCGCAGAAGCGCGCCGCAAAGGACGCCCAGAAGAAGACGGCACAGGCGGAAAAGGCCGAGCAGAAGCACGCCGACAAGGUCGCCAACAGCGUCGUCACCAUCAAGCGCAUCGAGCGCAACAAGCGCAAGUACGUCACCGCCGUGUCCGGGCUCGAGGCGUUCAACCUCGACUUGAAAAAGGUCGCAAAGGAGUUUGGCAAGAAGUUCGCGACCGGCUCGUCACUUACGAGAGCGCCUGGUGGCGGCGAGGAGAUUGUGGUCCAGGGUGACGUGAGCCCCGAGAUUGAGGAGUUCCUGCUCGAAAAGUACAAGGAGAUACCCGAGGACAACAUCGAGCUGGUCGACGACAAGAAGUUAAAGAAGAAGGCGGCGGCUGCGGCUGCCUCGGCGGGCACGAGUGCUUAGUGGUUCCAACAUGUACAAACCCCCUUCAUGACUGCGAAUAAUGAAUCAGAUGCAUGGCGAAGAAAAGGCAAAAAAGGCAAAACGGAACUUGGGCAUUUAUUGCCUGUCCAAAAGUUUGAUACGUAUUUUCCU
Molecule: messenger RNA, 1040 nt
Organism: Microdochium trichocladiopsis
Lineage: Eukaryota; Fungi; Ascomycota; Sordariomycetes; Xylariales; Microdochiaceae
Product: translation initiation factor SUI1
Exons: 4
Coding region: 150-908 (252 amino acids)
Biological process (GO): translation reinitiation; formation of translation preinitiation complex
Molecular function (GO): translation initiation factor activity; mRNA binding
Source: RefSeq, a predicted model, not a curated record